Messenger RNA from Abrus precatorius (Indian licorice), 420 nucleotides. RefSeq lists its product as uncharacterized. Bases 1 to 420 code for a protein of 139 amino acids. Lineage: Eukaryota; Viridiplantae; Streptophyta; Magnoliopsida; Fabales; Fabaceae. The record is from RefSeq and is a predicted model, not a curated record. The transcript has a single exon.
AUGAGUGGUGCUGAAGCCAUUCAUUCUGACGGUUUAGUACAAGGUGAGUGUACUAUCAACGGUGUUUCUUUGAGGGUAUUGUAUGAUUCGGGGGCAACACAUUCUUUUAUCUCCAAAAAUUGUGUAAGACAGUUGAAACUGCCUAUUUCGUCUAUGAUCGGUGAUCUUAUCGUUUCUACCCCUGCUGGUUCCUCUAUUACCACCUCACUUGUUUGUCGUGAUUGUCAUCUUUUGUUAGAAGGUCAGGAAUUCUUUGUUAACUUGAUUUGUCUACCUCUCUCUGACUUGGAUGUCAUUCUAGGUAUGGAUUGGCUUUCUGCCAACCAUGUCAUGAUAGAUUGUCCAAAUAAGAAGCUAGUUUUUGACUCAUAUAAUGUUGAAAUGACAAAGGAUGAAACUCGAGGAAGUCAAGGCGCUUAG